Messenger RNA from Mus musculus (house mouse), 515 nucleotides. RefSeq names its product predicted gene 5258. The transcript has 2 exons. The record is from RefSeq and is a predicted model, not a curated record. The coding region runs from base 33 to 515 and encodes 160 amino acids. Lineage: Eukaryota; Metazoa; Chordata; Mammalia; Rodentia; Muridae.
CCACGAGGCCUAAGCCCGUGAACAACGCAGAAAUGGCCAAGAUUAAGGCUCGGGAUCCACGAGGAAAGAAGAAGGAGGAGCUAUUGGACAAUCUUAAGGUGGAAUUGUCCCAGCUUCCCGUUGCCAACGAGACAGGCGGCACCGCAUCCAAGCUCUCUGAGAUACGAGUCACCAUCGUCCCAGCCCUCACUGUUCUUAACCAGACUCAAAAAGAAAACCUCGGGAAAUUCUACAAGGGCAAGAAGUACAGGCCCAAGAAGACUGGAGCCAUGUGCCGCCAGCUCACCAAACACGAGGAGACCAAGCAGCAGCAGCGGAAGGAGCGGCUGUACCCACUGCGCAAGUAUGCAGUUAAAGCCCGAGACAACAAUGACAAUAAAGCCUUGGGACACCUGCUGCAUUCUGCUGGGGUUGACUCACACCAGCAGCCUCCCAACACCGUCUACUUUGUUAUCCCUCCAUCCCUUACUCCCCACACCCCAACCUCUCCCCUGCACCCCCAUAUCAGCACCUAA